AUGCUGCAAGGAUGUGACUGCAUGCUGCAAGGAUGUGACUGCGUGCUGCAAGGAUGUGACUGCGUGCUGCAAGGAUGUGACUGCAUGCUGCAAGGAUGUGACUGCAUGCUGCAAGGAUGUGACUGCAUGCUGCAAGGAUGUGACUGCGUGCUGCAAGGAUGUGACUGCAUGCUGCAAGGAUGUGACUGCAUGCUGCAAGGAUGUGACUGCAUGCUGCAAGGAUGUGACUGCGUGCUGCAAGGAUGUGACUGCAUGCUGCAAGGAUGUGACUGCAUUAUGCAAGGAUGUGACUGCAUGCUGCAAGGAUGUGACUGCAUGCUGCAAGGAUGUGACUGCAUGCUGCAAGGAUGUGACUGCAUGCUGCAAGGAUGUGACUGCAUGCUGCAAGGAUGUGACUGCAUGCUGCAAGGAUGUGACUGCGUGCUGCAAGGAUGUGACUGCAUGCUGCAAGGAUGUGACUGCAUGCUGCAAGGGUGUGACUGCAUGCUGCAAGGAUGUGACUGCAUGCUGCAAGGAUGUGACUGCAUGCUGCAAGGAUGUGACUGCGUGCUGCAAGGAUGUGACUGCAUGCUGCAAGGAUGUGGCUGCAUGCUGCAAGGAUGUGACUGCAUGCUGCAAGGAUGUGACUGCAUGCUGCAAGGGUGUGACUACAUGCUGCAAGGAUGUGACUGCAUGCUGCAAGGAUGUGACUGCAUGCUGCAAGGAUGUGACAGCAUGCUGCAAGGAUGUGACUGCAUGCUGCAAGGAUGUGACAGUCCACCCGCUGCCGGUAACGUGUUGAUGCGAGUUGUCCCUUACGGAGAGGACACAACUAGCAAUCACACACAGAGAUCACACUAA
Molecule: messenger RNA, 840 nt
Organism: Procambarus clarkii (red swamp crayfish)
Lineage: Eukaryota; Metazoa; Arthropoda; Malacostraca; Decapoda; Cambaridae
Source: RefSeq, a predicted model, not a curated record